Messenger RNA from Yamadazyma tenuis ATCC 10573, 3102 nucleotides. The record is from RefSeq and is a predicted model, not a curated record. NCBI's taxonomy places the organism in Eukaryota, Fungi, Ascomycota, Pichiomycetes, Serinales, Debaryomycetaceae.
AUGAAUAUUGACGUGAUAAGACCCGCCAGCAGGCUCAAUUCGUCGAGCCCGGUCAAAAUCACGGCGGUAUAUUAUGACAAGGAGAAGCUCUAUGUGGGGUUUGCCUCGGGUGACUUCAGUAUCUACGAUGUGGACAUUAUCACGGAGUCUGACCAACGGAAAGCUCCUCUGAUAACUUCGUUCAAAUCCCUUACCGACAUACGAACGUAUUUCAUGGACACGAAAAGUUCCAACUUCCACCAUGACAUGACAUUUCCGAAUGUCAAUGGCGAUAGCACACCCGUAAGUCGAAUCGAAAUUGUGUCCAACAAUUCUUCUACGAAUAGGAUCAUCUUUGCGAUAACCAAUAACGACAUUAUCCGGAUUUUUGAGAAAAUAGGGAACCACUUGAAUCUUAUUCAAGUGAUGGAUGAAACAAAGGCAUAUCAUGAGUUGUUGGUGUAUGAAGUUAACGGUAAGAAACACAUGACUGUGGGAGUUAAGAAGAAACUCAUUAUAUUUGAGAUGGUGUACAAAACACGAAACUUAUUCCGGUUCAACAAGAUUAGUGAACAGUCGUUGAAGGAAAGAGUCAAGGCUAUAAGUUGCAUGAAUCUCCAACUAGGGUUGCAUUUAAUUAUUGGACUUUCUAAUGAUUUUCUAUUGGUGGAUGUUAAUGAUGACUUUAGAAUCACUGGCCUAUUUCCUGAGAACAGCGACAAUAACGAAAUGUACUAUUAUUUCAACCACAGUACAUUCAGCUACUUUGGUCUCAGUAGCAGUGGUCCAUCUAUACGGAUUUUAAAGGCCAAUGAAGAUGAAUAUUGCCUUAUCAAAGAUAAUCAGAUCAUCAUUUUGUCGUCUAAGGAUUCGGCCAUAUCUGUCAAAGAAAGUAAUGUCAAAUUGUCAGCAUCUCCUGUGUUUCUAUCCUUCAUCUACCCCUCUUAUUUGUUGGUGGUAUAUAAUAAAAAAGUGGAAAUAAUAGACUUGGAGCUGGGAGAGUUGGUACAAAAAAUCCAUCACCAAAUAAACUCCAACAGCAUUCCUGUAUUCGUGAAUGACGCAUUCAUUUUCCUUGGAGCCAACACUGAUUUGAUACAAUUCAACAUUUUGAAUUUCCAGCAACAGAUAGACCAAUAUCUCAGAUUUGGUUUCGGCGACGAUAGAAGAAACUCAAAAAAAGACCCCAAGACUGACUUGGCUUUAGUUGGUCUUCAAAGGGCCCUUAAGUUCGUCGAGAAAAUUGACGAAGAAGAUGAAUUCUUUGGUGGUUCUCGUGUGGGAAAGGAGAAGAAGAAGCAGUUGAUGCUAAGAGACUUAAAUAAGCAAAGAGCAUUUAUCUUAUUCGAACGAUAUGGAAAGUACCAUGAGUCCUUGAUAGAGAUUUGCAGCGACUGGUUGGUAUCAUAUAAGGAUGUGUUAGAUCUCUUCCCCGAUUUCUUAAAGCGGGAGUUUUAUGAUCGGUCCAAUGCCACCAUCGCCAAUGAAGCUCUUAAAAAUACUCGAAACGUCGUCAAGAAAAUUACUCUCGACGAGCUCCAGCAAAGUAAGUUGAAUGCAUUGACAACAGCUGAUUCAGCCACCGAAGUGGAGAAUGACAGGCUGUCAAAAGCCACUUUAACGAGCAGAAUGCCCAGUACUAUAUUUGGACAGACUAAGUCCCAAAACCUAAGAAAGUUUGGAAAAGCCAUCAACAACUUAAUCAUAUAUUUAACAGACCAACGUCGUAUUCAUUUGGCUUUUCUAAAUGAUGAAGGAUUCUUCUGGAAAGGUAUCAAUAUCACUCCUGUGGAUUUGUAUGAUUUCAUUACUCCAGAACUAAUGACAUCAUCUUUGAACCAAAUUGCUAUAGAGAUUGAUACUUGUUUAUUCCUUUGCUACUUCUAUUGCAAACCAAUGCUCCUAGGACCAUUACUAAGGCUCCCCAAUAACUGUUGUGAUGCCAGUAUCGUUAACCAGUGUUUACUUUCCAAUCACGAUAGUGACAAUAACUUUCUCAAAGAGCUAUUGGACUUUUAUUUCGGAAGAAAGCUACAUAAGGAAGCCUUGGAAAUGCUUUACAAGCUUGCCCACGAAGAUAAUGAUAAUGAAGCUCUAGAGUCUGGUGGAAUAUCACACCUCACCAUUCAAUAUUUGCAAAAGCUUGGAAAUAUCGAGCUUGGUCUUGUGUUUGAGCAUUCCAAAUGGUUACUCACUGAUCCUGACCAGGACCCCAUGUUAAAUGGGAAGUUAAUAUUCAUGAACGAGACUUACGAGUGUGAAAGCUAUGAUAAUUUCAAAGUUCUUGAGUAUUUCGUUGAGGUAAUUUGCAGCGAAGAGUUGGCUGUUGAAUAUCUCGAAUGGAUAAUAUUUGAAAGUGACUUCAAUGAUCAACCAAACAAGCAACAUAUAAUGCCCAAGUUUCAUACAAAACUUUGUUUAAUGUACUUGAACAUCCUCAAGGAGAUGGAUAGAAAUGAUGCUGGAUUCGAAACCAGUGAACCAUACCAGAAACUUUACAAGUUUCUUCAGACAACGUCUCUAUAUGAGCCAUGGACGGUACUCAAACAUAUUCCCACCAACGAAGUGAAAUUAUUACGGUUUACCAUAUUCAUAUACAAAAGAUUGGGUGAACAUGAUAAAGCUAUUGAUGUGUUGUACGGUCAGCUAGAUGAUCUUGAUUCAGCCAUCAAAUAUUGUUCAGACAUUUACACGGAGAACAACAAAGACCUUGGAACUAAGCUACUUCACAAAUUACUUGAAGACUUAUUGAUGAACUAUACGGAAAACACGGACUCAAUAUCUAAGCUUUUGAAGUCUCAAGGGUCUAAAAUGGACACUUUGAGAGUUCUUACCAGUCUUCCACCAUCUUUCCCAGUCAGGAAGCUUGACAGGUUUUUGAGCAAUCAGUACAGAAUGAGCAAGAAAACAUUGGUGGAUAGUCGGUUAGCCAGUCAAUUAUACAAAGUGGGAAAUAUAAAGCUCCAACAUGAAUUGCUCAUGAGACUGAAUAAAAGCUACACAAUUGAAAGCAGUAAGAAAUUAUGCCCCAUCUGCAAAAAACGAUUGGGAUACAGUGUUUUCACAGUGAGAAAUGACCAAAUCGUCCAUUAUGCAUGCUACCAAACCGAAGUCGGUAACUAA